Messenger RNA from Engraulis encrasicolus (European anchovy), 2368 nucleotides. RefSeq names its product interphotoreceptor matrix proteoglycan 1b (gene impg1b). The transcript has 15 exons. Gene Ontology annotation, biological process: visual perception. The record is from RefSeq and is a predicted model, not a curated record. NCBI's taxonomy places the organism in Eukaryota, Metazoa, Chordata, Actinopteri, Clupeiformes, Engraulidae. The coding region runs from base 2 to 2368 and encodes 788 amino acids.
CAUGCCACCGAGAAAUGGAUUGUUUAUGUUUCUGUGCUUGUUCACCCUUCAACUGAGCAUCAUCAAAGAUACCAACAGCCAAGACUUGUCUGGUCUCAGAACUGUGAGAUAUCGGCACUUCCUGGAAUCAUCGCGGCCGGUGAGAGCGAUGUCCCUUGGGCACGGGCUGAGCAGGAUCAGGGCCAGGAGGUCCACGGUGUUCUCCACGGGGGUCAAAGUCUGUCCGUUUGAGUCGAUGACCGAGGUCAUAGGCAGCCACCGGGCCUACUACAGGAUGAGAGUGUGCCAGGAGGCGAUAUGGGAGGCGUUCCAGAUCUUUCUGGACCGCGUGCCGGACAGCGAGGAGUACCAUCGCUGGGUGGAGGCCUGCCAGAAAGAGACUAUGUGCAUGGAGGACCUGGCCAGGAACUUCAGCAGCAGCCAAGAGCAUCUGGACAUGGUGGCACAGACGACAGGACCAAGGGAGGAGAUAGUUGUGGAGUUCAGCGUGACCAUCGUGGACCUAGGCAUCAGUCAGAUUCUGGCCAAACCAGAUUCUCCUGAGUACCAUGAGACAACACACAUUCUCAAUGAAAAGAUGCUCCGCAUCUUGGCCAAACUUCCUGGAUUUAAAGAGCUGCACAUGUUGGAAUUUCGGCCCUGGGACGUCUCUAUCCAUUACGCUGUGGUCUUUGAGUCCCCCUCUCAACUUAAAGAGCCAGGCGCUGUGGGGGCAGACUCCCUCACCAAAAUAGCCUUGCGGGAACUCGUUGCCAAAGCCCUGACGGAGGACACGUCGCUUCCAGUAUACGACGUACACUCACUCACUUUUGGCUCAGGAUCUGGUAUGAUACCUGAGGGACUGGAAGAGGUCAGCACCACAGCACCUACGCAGAUGCAUUCCCCGUCCACCGCUCCAACGCCAUCGGCGACAACGGACCUAACCGCAAUACCAAAACCUCACCUGAACCAAAACCUGGAAAUUUCUGAGGAGGACCAAAAGGACACAGACAUAGAGCCCAUUUACACACCUGAAGAACCCAUACUGACCUCCCCAGUACCUGGCACCACGUUGUCUGACGUGCCCAUGGACGUGCCAGCUCAGCAGGGAAGCCCAGAAGGUGGCCAGAACGUGCAGCGGGACAAUUCAGGCCCCAGGACAGACUUUGGUCUUGAGACAAACGAGAUUGAGAUGGUGGCGAUGGUGGUGCCAACGUCACAUCCGACAGUCGUGAGCACGCCAGCCAUGGGGGCAUCCAGCAGGCCCAAUGAUCUGGUGGUGUUCUUCAGUCUGAGAGUUACUAAUAUGGUCUUUUCUGAGGACUUAUUCAACAAGAACUCUCCGGAGUACAAAUCCCUGGAGAAUACGUUUAUUGAGCUGAGACAGUUUCCCGAUCCGAAGGAAUCUCCAAACCCUAAGAUGUCCUCUAAAAUGGAAGCAGGAAAGACAUUAGCCUCAGUACCGCUUCUGCCCUAUCUACAGUCAAACCUGACAGGAUUCAAAGAGCUCGAGAUCCUCAAUUUCAGGAACGGGAGCGUGGUGGUGAAUAGCAAGAUGAAGUUUGAGAAGCAAGUACCUUACAACGUCACCGAGGCGGUGGCUUGUGUACUGGAGGAGUUUUGCAAUACCGCGUCCCAGCGGCUUGACCUGGAGAUAGAUACCAGCUCUUUGGAUAUCGAAGCUGCUGAUCAGGCGGACCCGUGCAAGUUUAUGGCCUGCAACGAGCACUCCAACUGCGUGGUGAACACGUGGUCCACGGAGGCCGAGUGCGUGUGCGAGCCGGGCUACAGCGCAGAGAGCGGCCUGCCCUGCCAGAGUGUCUGUGAGGUGCAGCCCGACUACUGCCACAACGGCGGCAUCUGCGAGGUCGUCCCAGGAGAGGGUGCCACCUGCAGAUGCCCUGUUGGCAAAUUCUGGCAUUUCCACGGCGAGCACUGCGCAGAACUGAUGGCGGCAAACGUUGACCAAAAUCAGCUGCUGGCCUUCCUACUGGGCGGCUUGGCUGUGGUCACCCUGGCGAUAGCCGUGCUGGUUCUCAUUAACAAGAAAUGUAUAAGGACCAGAAAGACAGUGACGUUAAUGAAGCCUCAUGAGGCCUCUCCCUAUGAGAACUCAGUGAGGAUUAAUCCAAUUUUUCAGAAUGAUGACGGAGGCAUAACGCAACUUGCCAAAGUGCACUUCCCCUUGUGUACAGAGGAGGGCUCUUCCCAAGUCUCUGAGCAGGGCACCUUUCAAUCAAUACAUGAAAACAUACAUGUUAGCAUCGAGAUCCCCAGAUCAGUCCCCAGACAGCUCUACAACAGCAGAACCGACAAGCUAGUUUCAGACAUCGUAGACUUCCAUCAUUGCAUACCACAUGAUGAGGUAAGGGUGGUCAAAAAUGUGUGA